AUGUUUACGUACAACCACAUCACGGGGGCAAAGCUGAGCUACAUGCAUGUGCCCGUGGAAGUCGAUUCGUUGGUGGUUCGGGGAAAACUGCAGCAGGACCGUCGCGAAGCCAACGAGGCGCGGCACAUGGCAUGGGAAGACUUUUUUGCAACACAGUGGGGCAAGGCCGAGCGCGACGCCGCCGCCAAGACGCAACAGCGUCUCCAGCACCAAAUCGAGCAGUUGUCCAAGAUCACUGUGACGUCGCGCCACUUUGAGUUGUGGAAUUUGGCAAUCGACCGACACUACUACGAGUACAUUUCGUACUCGCUGCAAGAUCCGACGCUGCGCGACACGUUGCUAUCCAAUGUGCACAACGGUCUCACGCCCCUCGCCAGAGCGUGUACGACCAAAGACUACGCGCUUGUUCGAAUCCUUCUAGCCCACGGCGCCGACGUGACCGCGAAAUCCCCGUCCAGUCCAAACGCUUACAUGCGAUCCAUCUUCUGCGCGGCAGUCGCCGACUUUCGCGUGUUCGAGCUGCUCGUGGAGCAUCUUCCCACAGCACGCGAGCUGCGGGGGCUCGACAAGGACGGAUUGUCCCUGGUGCACUUGGCGGCUCAAGGGGGCUACGUCACCGCCUUGGAAGCGCUAUUGAAAAUGCCCAUAACCAGCGACCUCGUCGAUACCACGACGUCCAAGCUUGGAUACACAGCGCUGCAUUACGCGGUUGUCGGCGGGCACGCCGAUUGUGUGGCUGUGCUGCUGCGAUACAUGUCGCCAUCGGUCGCCGCCGCCAUGACAAGCGAUGGAUGCAAUGCGCUCCACCUGGCCUUACGCGUCGAUGGGACGCACUUUCACCUCGAACAGCUCGUCGAGAACUUCAUCAACGCCAAUUGCGACUCGAGUCUGUUCGAGGCAGUGGACGCAAAUGGCGCGACGGCCCUCCACUUGUCGAUUGCGCAAAACCUCGAACGAAUAGCGCUGCGGCUCAUGGACGUCGGAAAGACCCCCAUGAACGUCUGCACGAAAGGCGGCAUCGCAGCGCUGCACUUGGCAGUGACAGUGGAAAAUUUGAAUUUGGUGCGGGCCCUGCAGCACCACAACGCGAUGAUUGACAUCAUGGACGACAACGGGCAAACGCCGCUGCUCACGGCGGCCCUGUUGAACCACACGGAGUGCAUUCGGUUCCUCCUGGACUGUGGCGCCGACGCAGGAUGCCAAAACAAGGAAGGCCAUGCCCCGCUGCACUACUUGGCAUCGUACUGCACCGACCCCGACACUUUCCAACUCUUUUUCGACAAAGACGUGGACGUCAACGUGAAAAGCGCCAAGGGCAAUGUGCCGCUGCACUUUGCCGCCAUGAAAGGCAACGAGGUGGCCGCGAAAGCUCUUCUGCACCACGGCGCAGACGUGUCGCUGUUGAACGAAGACAAACGCAGUGUCGUCUUCCUUGCAAGGCAGUGGGGCCAUCUUGACCUGGAAGAGUACUUUAAGCUUGUGCUCAAAGACGCGACCGAAGUGCCCGUGCCAUCAUUAGACCACACCGAUCCAACGACGACAGAACUCGACAGCGGCGGUGGACACGUUCGCAAAACCAAACCAGCGACCCAUGGUGGCACGAGAGACUCGCUCAAAUCAAAAAAAGUGGGUGUGGUGCUGCCCAGCGUUCGGCCAGUCACGGCUGUGGACCCUGCCGCGCGAUGGGAAAACGACAGCGACGUGGCGUCGGCAGUCCUGGAUCAUCCAUCGACGACCACACCACUAGGUCGGCAUGUGUGCAUGACUCCUUACGUGAAGCGUCAGCUCUUUGGGCGUGUACGAGCGCCAAACCAACCCGUGAAACUCACGUCCGAAAUGGAUGAAUUGCUUCGCUACAACCAGUCGUCAAAGCCUGCACCGGAGCACCCCCAGGCCAAGAACAUGGUGCGGCGGUGCAAAGCCGGGGUCAACAUACCAUGGGAAGCCACGAUGCCGCUAGGCAGCGACACCUUGGAACGGCGGCUAAAACCCUCGACACAGCACCAACUCAAUGCAGCCAACCACGUCAAGAGCAUGCCCGAACUGCGCGCCGAGUUUCAGUUUGUCAGGACGCUCGUGUGGCAAGAAAGCGCAGGAACCCGGCGGUCCCGACACUCCCUAAGGAGUCGACCCCACCAACAUGCCUGA
Molecule: messenger RNA, 2148 nt
Organism: Aphanomyces invadans
Lineage: Eukaryota; Oomycota; Saprolegniomycetes; Saprolegniales; Verrucalvaceae
Exons: 7
Coding region: 1-2148 (715 amino acids)
Molecular function (GO): protein binding
Source: RefSeq, a predicted model, not a curated record